This is a messenger RNA of Pyrenophora tritici-repentis Pt-1C-BFP, 1428 nucleotides long. Lineage: Eukaryota; Fungi; Ascomycota; Dothideomycetes; Pleosporales; Pleosporaceae. The record is from RefSeq and is a predicted model, not a curated record.
AUGGAUACACCCAUCUCUGAGGCGUCGACGCCGUCAUCUUUAUUGGUAGGCGACUCAAGCGGUAGCACAGAUCACGAGACCGAACCUACCAACCCUCCUGCGGCUCCAAUCACCACGCUUGGUCGUAUACUCAAGCUCAGAAUAUCUGCCAAAGGUGACAUCGACGAGGUCUGGCCAGACACUGUCGAGAACGUAUUACCAGCCCUGAAGAAAAAUCAGACCAGAGAGAUUACGUCGAUGCUUCUGGAGCCUAUCAGCAUAACCGUCAAUGAGGAAGAAGAACGUAUCCGUGCCCACAGCAACAGGCUUCCAUCCGGCUUCUACCGCACUUAUUAUGAGACUUCGCAGACUGCCUGUUGCUUCGUGAACAGAGACACCCACCCGAAGCACCGCGAGUUUCCAGACCUGAAGAUCACUGCAGAUAAUGCCUUCCAGUCUAUUGGAUCAUUCUCCCUGGCCCAUGAUUUGAAAAGGGAACGCAUCGAACGCCAGUUGAUUUGGAACAAGAAGAUCAAAUCAUCGUCCUACAUCUCCGCCUUUGACGAUAUCGGCAAGUUUCUUCAACGGAUCGUUAUGCGUGCAUCAGUGGCCCGGAUAGAAACCAAUGGUUUGAUGGCCGCGACCGUGCGAGCACAAAUGGCUACGACAGUGAAAGUCACUACCGUAUAUCCCACGACACUCCUCAUCAAUGACAUCCACGAAGCCACAAAGAUUCACAACGUCACCAUUCCCGUUUGGAUCCGCAAAAAUGCCUUUCCCCAAGACCGCUCCGCCAUCACCUCAAAACAGUGGGAGUCGUCAGGCACAGACAUGUGGCUCUCCAUUACCGAGAUCCGCAAUUCAGAUAUGAAGCUGGUUCUCCCCAAGAUUCGGCGCUGGGACACUAUUGCAGCCAAAGGUCACGCAUACGAAUGGCUUGCGUGCGACUUCAUCCCCAGAUCUCUAAUCACCCAUGUCAUGCCCUGGGACGGUUUCCGACUCCACCUUGUCCCAGACGCGCGAAUCGUCCACAGCAUCGACAGUCCCGGACCAUGGGUUUUCGACUCGAAGUCACGCAUGUGGAAGUAUGACCCACGGCUGUAUCGCACAGCCUGUUUCCUCACCACGUACGGCGGCAACAAGCGCAAACUUUCGGAUCAAGAGCUGAACAAUGCUAUUGAACCUCCCAAGGUAAAGCGUAGGAAGACGGUUCGCAUAACAAAAAACAAUGGCAUCAUGGUGAGAACUGAUGUCACUCCGGUGGCUAAGCGCAACAACAACCCGUACCAUCCGGAUUACACGCCUGAUCCUACAGAGUCGGCUCCGGCUGUUUCGGGCUGCUGCUCGGCUUGUGGGCACAGGAAGACGCUGUUUCAACUUGACGAAGAGAUUGAUGGGCCCUUGGCUUACUUGGACUUGGCUGCACCGUCUACAAAUCGAGGCCACUGA